AUGAAAAGUAUCGAAAAGAUAUCGAAAAGUAUCGAAAAGUACCGAAAAGAUAUCGAAAAGUACCGAAAAGAUAUCCAAAAGUACCGAAAAGAUAUCGAAAAGUACCGAAAAGGUAUCGAAAAGUACCGAAAAUAUAUCGAAAAGUAUCGAAAAGAUAUCGAAAAGUAUCGAAAAGAUAUCGAAAAGUUUCGAAAAGAUAUCGAAAAGUAUCUAUAUAUAAUGAAAAUAUCGAUAUAUAAUGAAAAGUAUCGAAAAGAUAUCGAUAAGUAUCGAAAAGAUAUCGAUAAGUAUCGUAAAGAUAUCGAUAAGUAUCGAAAAGAUAUAGAUAAGUAUCGAAAAGGUAUCGAUAAGUAUCGAAAAGAUAUCGAAAAGUAUCGAAAAGAUAUCGAAAAGUAUCGAAAAGACAUCGAAAAGUAUCGAAAAGAUAUCGAAAAGAUAUCGAAAAGUAUCGAAAAGAUAUCGAAAAGUAUCGAAAAGAUAUCGAAAAGUAUCUAUAUAUAUCGAAAAUACCGAAAAGAUAUCGAAAAGUACCGAAAAGAUAUCGAAAAGUACCGAAAAGAUAUCGAAAAGUACCGAAAAGAUAUCAAAAAGUACCAAAAAGAUAUCGAAAAGUACCGAAAAGAUAUCGAAAAGUACCGAAAAGAUUUCGAAAAGUACCGAAAAGAUAUCGAAAAGUACCGAAAAGAUAUCGAAAAGUACCGAAAAUAUAUCGAAAAGUACCGAAAAGAUAUCGAAAAGUACCGAAAAGAUAUCGAAAAGUACCGAAAAGAUAUCGAAAAGUACCGAAAAGAUAUCGACAAGUACCGAAAAGAUAUCGAAAAGUACCGAAAAGAUAUCGAAAAGUAUCGAAAAGAUAUCGAAAAGUAUCGUUAA
This is a messenger RNA of Schistocerca nitens (vagrant locust), 873 nucleotides long. RefSeq names its product histone-lysine N-methyltransferase, H3 lysine-79 specific-like. The coding region runs from base 1 to 873 and encodes 290 amino acids. The transcript is spliced from 4 exons. The record is from RefSeq and is a predicted model, not a curated record. Lineage: Eukaryota; Metazoa; Arthropoda; Insecta; Orthoptera; Acrididae.